UUAUUUCCUGUUUUCUGGCUAAAACCACAUCCUGUGUCUUCAGGAGGGCCUUACACUGCUAAACACCCUCCUGCAUGCCAGUGUUCCAUCAGAAUCAGCGACCCGUCAGAUUAGGUAAACAGCUAUCUGGUGGUGACUCAGGCAUGCAUUCUUUGAUUACAUAAGGUGUGGCAUGAACUGCUGAUGCUGGAAGGGCCACAGAACGGUAGGAUCUCUGCACUCCUCGCUGGAGAUGUUCACCCUGGGAAUAUGGCUGCUGUUAUUGUGGUCUGCCGAGGGGGUGGAUGAAGCGUCGGCCAAAGUAAUCCAACAGACAACCGCUGAAUUUAAUAAGGAAUAUAAUGACUCUGUGAACAGUGAUGUACAAAGUAUAUAUGCCUUCAACCAUACAAUGCUAAGAAACAAGACUGAAGGGGUCAGAGUGUCUGUUAAAGUGCUGUCGGAUCAGAAGGGAACACCAUUGCUUUUUGGCGUCCGGCAGAAGGAGGCCGUUGUGUCUUUCCAAGUACCUCUUACCCUCAGGGGACUAUUUCAGCGUAAUUACCAAUACCGAGAUGUUGGCCGCACAUUGUGCCAACCACCAACCAGGGCAGAGUCAGAGACGGAGUCCUUCUAUGUGGAUGUUUCCACCCUCUCGGAGAAAAACACCACGUACCUUCUACGUGUCACUCAUGUGGAGAAUUUUGUACUGCGGACAAAAGAACGGUUCAGUUUUAAUGCAACUCCUGCUCAGCCUCAGUAUUUUAAAUACGUGUUUCCUGCGGAUGUGGACUCUGUGAUUGUAAAGGUUUCUUCUCCGACUGCCUUCCCCUGUUCUGUCAUCUCAGUUCAAGAUAUUCUGUGCCCAGUAUAUGACCUCGAUAAUAAUGUGGCUUUCACUGGCAUGUAUCAGACGAUGACCAAAAAAGCUGCCAUCACAGUGCAGAAAAAGGAUUUUAACCAAGGGGGUUUCUAUGUUGUCGUUGUGGUAAAAACAGAGGAUGAAGCCUGUGGUGGAGGCCUGCCUUAUUAUCCCUUAAAUCCAGAUACCCCUAUAGAGCAUGGAGACCGUCAAAAGACGCUGGAAGUCUUGGUCAGCCCUGCCAUUAGCAGGACUACUUAUGUUGGUGGGAUGAUGUUCUGUUUAGGUGUUUUCUUGUCUUUCUACAUAUUUGCACUACUCAUAUAUUGCUUGGAGCAAUGGAGAAGAAACAAGAAAGAAGCCGGCUUGCUGCAUUCUGUGGGUGCUCUGAAUGAUGAAACAGCCUCACUGCUCGGAAAAUCGGCUAUAGCACAAAAAUAUGAUGGCUGCGGUUAUGGCUCACUGACAGAUAACAGCUUAGUGGGCAGUCCAGAUGAUUGUACAGACAGUCCGGUAUCUUCAGCAGAGGCUUCAUACAGUUAUACAGAAAAAUCUCUUGAAAAUCUUGUGUCUCGUCCAAGGUUGGAGUCUCUGAGCUCUGUAGAAGAGGAUGAUUAUGACACACUGACUGACAUAGAAUCUGAUAAGAACGUUAUCAGGACAAAGAAGUUUCUUUGUGUUUCUGACCUUGCAAGAAAAGAUAAACGCGUGAUGCGGAAAAAGUACCAAAUAUAUUUCUGGAAUAUCUCCACAAUAGCGGUGUUUUACGCCCUACCUGUCAUACAGCUUGUUAUAACGUACCAAACGGUGGUGAAUGUAACUGGGAAUCAAGACAUUUGCUAUUAUAAUUUCAGGUGUGCUCAUCCCCUUGGAUCUCUUAGUGCGUUUAACAACAUCUUAAGCAACCUAGGGUACAUCAUGCUGGGGUUGCUUUUCCUAAUCAUUGUGCUGCAGAGGGAGUUAAGUUAUAACCGCAACCGCAUGUACACCAGGGGACAUCUGGAGGAAUGUGGGAUUCCCAAACACUUUGGUCUUUUCUAUGCCAUGGGCACUGCUCUGAUGAUGGAAGGACUGCUCAGUGCAUGCUAUCAUGUGUGCCCCAACUAUACCAACUUCCAGUUCGAUACUUCCUUCAUGUAUAUGAUUGCUGGUCUCUGCAUGUUGAAGUUGUAUCAGAAAAGGCAUCCUGAUAUUAAUGCCAGUGCAUAUAGUGCAUAUGCUUGCCUAGCCAUUGUCAUUUUCUUCUCCGUCCUUGGUGUGGUAUUUGGGAAAGGAAAUACCAUUUUCUGGAUUGUAUUUUCUGUGAUCCAUAUAGUGUUUACUCUGGUUCUGAGCACCCAGCUGUAUUAUGUGGGUCGCUGGAGACUAGAUUCUGGAAUUAUUCGCAGGAUCCUUCAGGUUCUCUACACAGAUUGUGUCAGACAAUGUAGCCCCCCAAUGUAUGUGGACCGCAUGGUGCUACUUGUCAUGGGAAACAUCAUAAACUGGUCUUUGGCUGCAUAUGGCCUUAUUGAACGUCCUAAUGAUUUUGCCUCAUAUCUUCUCGCCAUUGGAAUUUGUAACUUGUUACUAUAUUUUGCCUUCUACAUUAUUAUGAAGCUACGCAGUGGGGAGCGUAUUCUUCCUGCCCCGCUGCUUUGUAUCCUGUGUACAUCUGUGGUUUGGGGAUUCGCUCUGUUCUUUUUCUUCCAGGGGCUCAGCACUUGGCAGAAAACCCCAGCUGAAUCUCGUGAGCACAACAGAGAGUGCAUACUGCUUGGAUUCUUCGAUGACCAUGACAUCUGGCAUUUCCUCUCCUCUAUUGCUAUGUUCGGUUCCUUCCUUGUUCUGCUGUAUCUGGAUGAUGAUCUGGAUGAAGUGGAAAGAGACAAAAUUUAUGUGUUCUGAGAUGUGCGCAGAAAGACUUUCAAGAGUAGUCAUGAAGAACACUGGGUUUCAGCAGUCGCCUCCAUGUAGUAACGCACAGGGUGUCACAGACCAGGAGAAGACUUUUUUAAAGGAAGGCUUUUGGCUGAAGGAGAAAUGCAACUCUGAGUGUAGAUGUGCCACUAGCUUGUGCUGCUUUUAUUUAUGAGAGGACUUCCAGGCCAUUCCUGUCGGCACUGUAUGGCCCCCACAUUGGCCACAAGGUGCCAUUUCAGCUCUCCUGUUGCCAAAUUGAGUUUACCGUGGGCCUAGCUUCCUUGAUUUGAUGUGUUGUUUGCUGCAUUGAUACUAGUCUGAAUAAUGCUAAAGCAGAUGGUGAGCUAGCAGUCAAUUUAAAUAAAGUGCAAACCAAUAGAAUGAAAGUGGAAGCAAAACGGCACCGCGCUGCAAUCAUGACUGCCUAAUUAUCAAGCCUGCCUUAAAGUGGCUUUCUACUUGGAUCUAAGUAUUGAAAGUAACUGCAGUUUAUAGAUGAUCGUAGUGCCUGCUCCUAUCAUUCUAGACCCCAGUUGACCCAACACUCCACAUCUGACUUCUUCAAAGUCAGUAUUUGUAUAUUGCUAACCAUGCCCCCAAGAAAUUGGCUGAACAGGCACAAGGCACUGCAUUGUGGGAGAUGGGGGUUAUGUUCUAGUAGUGCCCCAUACCUGAAAGUAUCUGGUAUUUUGAGAUGCUGGAUUAGUAGGUUGGGAGGAUUUUGCACACUAGAAAGGAAUCCGCAAGCAGGUUUUGAUGCUACCCACAAGCAGCUACACUGAUGCCUUCAUUACUUACUUCUAAGUAGAGAGUUGCACCAGUCAGUUUCCUUAGAUUUGAUUUGUGGGAUCAGCAAUCCUGAACCAUAGCUAUAUGGUGGCUGGUCUGCCUAAACAAUACAUUUAUGUUCAGUCAGGUAGAUCAUUACAGUACAAAGUUAUUGGCUAAUUGCCCUUCCAUAACUGACCAAAUCUAUGGUGUGGGGCCAGCUUUAGCUGGAAGGCAUGCCUCUCCAAAUGGGCACACAACCAGCCAAAUCACUUGUGAACUCCUAUGCACAGUUGAAAUUUUAAGGUUUAGUAAGAUCUUUUGUAUAUUCAUAUAUUUGUAUAUGUAUACACAUACAAAGGUAUAUAGUACAGAUAUGUCGGAUAUAAAAGAGAGCUCCGUCCACAACCUAUAUUUCAGUUGUUCAGUAAGUGAUGCCAGUUGGCUGGUGUGCUGACAUUCAGCGGGGCACUGCUCCCUCCUUGUGUCUUUCAUGCCUCUCCUCCUUGACCUGCUCAAUUAAUGUUGUUCAGGGGAAGGGCAACAAGGAUGCUACCGCCUGUAUAAAACAGGUACAGCUUGGUGUCAAAGGAUAGCACUACUGGAUUGAAUUGUGGCAUAUUGAUUGCAUUGUGUAUAAUACCACCUAUUGAACUCAAAUUUAAAUUAAAAAAAUACAUUUUUUUAACAUUUGUUUACAA
Molecule: messenger RNA, 4212 nt
Organism: Rana temporaria (common frog)
Lineage: Eukaryota; Metazoa; Chordata; Amphibia; Anura; Ranidae
Gene: SIDT2
Product: SID1 transmembrane family member 2
Exons: 28
Coding region: 233-2728 (831 amino acids)
Cellular component (GO): membrane
Source: RefSeq, a predicted model, not a curated record